Molecule: messenger RNA, 4260 nt
Organism: Struthio camelus australis
Lineage: Eukaryota; Metazoa; Chordata; Aves; Struthioniformes; Struthionidae
Source: RefSeq, a predicted model, not a curated record
GGUGUGUGGGAUUUUUUCUUUCUUUUGUUUAUCUUGUUAAUAUUUGUUUGCUCUGAGAAUCAGGGCUGUGAUGGAGCCAUUUCAGUGUUUACAUCUCCUUGGAAAUGUGAACUGAGGCUUCCUUGAGUGGCUGUGGAAUUGCCAGGCUGUGCAGGAAGCUAAUGCUAGUCAAAGUGCCCAGUCUCAAAUUAAGAGGACCACAGAAUGGUGUCACCUGUAGGUGGGAAGGAGGGGAAAGCUAGAAGAAUUCAUGGACCUGAUCAUGGGGAGAGGAGCUGUGAGCAGCAGGAAGGCUGCAGUGUUUCUUUGCCCGGUCUACCCAGCUUGUAGCAGCAAAUAGUUGUAGAAUCCAGUCUGAACUCAGCUGUGCAGAGCAGUGAUACAGGGUGCAGAUAUUUGUACCCUAGUUAGCUUUGUGUAUUGCUAAUCCUAGAGCUGGAAGCACAUGGAGGGAAUCACACAGCCAGCCAGGGUGGAGCUGAGCAGACUGAUGGUGGACGCACCGGGGUGCACAGAUGUAGGCAUGCUCUUCUUGGACCUGAGCUAGUUGGUGUGGAUGUAUGCUUCACUGUGAAGUGUGGAAAUAUCCUCAGCCUGAUAACCUUGCCCCGGUUAGAGGAGGAAGGGGCUUGUUCUACAGUUUGAGCCUUUCCUUAUCUAACGGUUUCUAGGUGAGAAAUCUCUUUGUGCUGGUCAGAGGGAAGAGAGUCUUAAAUCAGUGUAGUGCUCUGACUACCUGUGAGAUGCAUGUUCUCCACCAAGCCAUCUGCGGGCUUUCCAUGGGGCUUUGAACAAGCUUUUUAAUUUCUGUCCUUUUUGUUUCUCAGCUGUAAAAUGAAAACUCUAGCAGUGCUACUGUGCCUUGUCCUGUCUGCUUGAUGUUAUGAGCUUCUUGGUCAAGCGUCCGUGUAGAAUUUAGAGUAACAGAGCAGUUAGAUCUGUAGAAGUGCUGCAAUAUGGGUCUUGUAGCUUCUCCUGGGGACCUGUGCAGCAGGGAAGGAACAACUGCAGCGAUGGUGUGUGGUAGCUCAUGGUUUGCCAGCUUAGGUGAUGUGUAAAGUGUUUCCUCUUGCCUGAGGUCCGUCGUGAGAAAUGUACCUUUCUGUGGGCACCGGAGCUGUGCGCGUGCGUGCUUGCUCCAGCUGAGCUACGGGUUUCACUUUACCUCUGGCCAGAUGACUGGUGCAACUCGGAGGAAAUUCUUUUAUCAGUUGAAAUGUGAUUUCUUUUGACUCAAUUUUUGAUUGUAAUCGAUGUUACUCAUAUUUUAUCAAUAGAAAGACGUUCCCACAGAAACAUGCUAAAGUUUAACUUAAACUUCUUUUCAAAGCAAUUUUAGUUAAACCAGUGCAAUUUAUGCGUUCAGGUAAGUCCUCAGCACCUGGCCUGAAGUUCUGUCUCCUCUUCUUUACGUAAUCCUGGAGUGCCUGAGAGUUUGAAUUUUUUCUGCCUGAUGAGAAGGCACUUGGUGAAAGUGUGAUUGUUUUGCUUAUCUGUGCUUUGCUCAGCCACCUCUGCUUUUCCAGGCUAGGGAGCGCAGAAAGGCCCGUUUCUCUCGUGAUGGGACCAACCCUCCCUCACCGUCUCGCCUACUUGUACUGCACUGCUGGGAGGACACCAGGGAUGUGAGGUGCAGUGGUGAGUUGGUGCUGCUCCUCCCACUGCUACUGGUUUCUCCCUCUUGCGUGCAGGGCUUGAUUCCAAUUUUAGCUUCAGAGCUGUGGUGAGUGAUUCCUAGGUCUCAGCUGUCAAGUGAAAAUUGGUAUCCGACUAAACACUGGCCUGGUAUCUAAUCCAGACCUGCUUAAUUAUCACCUGCUCUCCAAAGCUGGGUACAGGGCUGUGAUUAGGGCAACGCUCUGGAGGCAGAACAAAGCGGGCGCUGCUGGAAUUCCCAGUGCAGGGGUCAGAUGCCUUUGGUAUUUGGCGACCUCCUCUCAUGCACGUGCGCAUGGGGAAACGCGUUGACGGUUACUGAAAGGCUGAGUGAUUUAUUUUUAUUGCAGGAUCUUUUUGAAAUUGGUGCCAGGAGCGACUGUCCUUCUGGCUCAGAGUGUUUGGAGCAGGGAAGGGAACCUAAACGUAAUAAGCAGUGUCAGUCCCUAAGCAGUGGUGAGCUGCUGGCCUGGUGCCCCUGACUUUUCUGCCAGCUCUUUGUAGCAUGAAUUGGGGGGAGUUGUUUUAUUUUGCUUUUGGGGAUUGGAUGUUUGUUUUUUUGUUUUGUUUUUGUUUUUGUUUGAUUUGGAAAUUUUGCUGUCUGUAGAAGACUUUUGCCUGUCCCAUGCUCCUGGUGAAGGAUGCUUCCGUGUGUGCUUGGAUUCCAUGCAGGGAGAGGGUGAAGAGAAGUCUGUGCUGAGACUAGUGGUGAAAGAAGAAAUCUCAGAUGACAAUGCCAAACUUCCCUGUUUCAACGGCCGGGUGGUGUCGUGGUUGGUGUCUGCAGAGGGGUCACACUCAGAUGCUGGGUCAGUCUGUGCUGAUAACCAAACAGAGCUGCCACCCUCCAUGGAGCGCACAGGAGGAAUUGGGGACUCCAGGCCCCCCUCCUUCCACCCUAACACCGGAGGGAGUAGGGAAAACCUGGACAAUGAGACAGAGACAGACUCGGUGGUGUCAUCGCAGAGGGAACGACCUCGUCGGAAAGAUGGCCCUGAGCAUGCACCUAGGGUGAACGGGACGGUGAAGGGAGAGCGGCGCCGAGACCUGGGCGGGUACGAGAGCUCCUCCACACUCAUGAGCAGUGAGCUGGAGACCACCAGCUUCUUCGACUCAGACGAAGAUGACUCCACCAGCAGGUUUAGCAGUUCAACAGAGCAAAGCAGUGCUUCCCGUCUGAUGAGGAGGCACAAGCGACGCAGGCGGAAACAGAAGGCUCCGCGGAUUGAGCGGUCAUCGUCCUUCAGCAGCAUCACAGACUCCACCAUGUCCCUGAACAUCAUCACUGUCACGCUUAACAUGGAGAAAUACAACUUCCUGGGCAUUUCCAUUGUGGGACAGAGCAAUGAGCGUGGAGAUGGAGGCAUUUACAUCGGCUCUAUCAUGAAAGGCGGUGCUGUGGCAGCUGAUGGCAGGAUUGAGCCUGGAGACAUGCUCUUGCAGGUGAAUGACAUCAACUUUGAAAACAUGAGCAACGAUGAUGCUGUACGGGUGCUGAGAGAGAUUGUGCACAAGCCUGGGCCCAUCACCCUGACUGUUGCCAAGUGUUGGGACCCCAGCCCCCGGGGCUGCUUCUCGUUACCUAGGAUUGCUCCCCAGCGGAUCUGGGCUGGGCCAGACUCUCCAUGCUCCGAUCCGGGUGAGCCCAUCCGGCCCAUUGACCCGGCAGCCUGGGUGUCCCACACAGCAGCGAUGACCGGCACCUACCCAGCGUACGGUAUGAGUCCAUCCAUGAGCACAAUCACUUCCACCAGCUCCUCCAUCACCAGCUCCAUCCCAGAGACCGAACGCCUCGAUGAUUUUCACCUGUCCAUCCACAGUGACAUGGCCACCAUUGUCAAAGCCAUGGCCUCACCCGAGUCAGGCCUGGAGGUGCGUGACCGCAUGUGGCUGAAGAUCACCAUCCCUAAUGCCUUCAUUGGUUCAGAUGUGGUGGAUUGGCUGUAUCAUCAUGUGGAGGGCUUCACAGACCGUCGUGAAUCCCGCAAGUAUGCCAGCAAUCUGCUGAAGGCUGGCUACAUCCGACAUACUGUGAACAAGAUCACCUUCUCCGAACAGUGUUACUACAUCUUCGGGGACCUCUGUGGCAACAUGGCUAACCUGUCUCUUCAUGAUCAUGAUGGCUCCAGCGGUGCCUCCGAUCAGGACACUUUGGCUCCGCUCCCACACCCGGGAGCCGCACCCUGGCCUAUGGCUUUCCCAUAUCAGUAUCCACCACCUCAUCCAUACAACCCCCACCCCGGCUUCCCUGACCCAGGCUACAGCUAUGGAGGGGGCAGUGCAGGCAGCCAGCACAGUGAAGGGAGCCGGAGCAGUGGUUCCAAUCGCAGCGGCAGCGAGAGGAGGAAGGAGAGAGAGAAGACUGGAGAGUCCAAGUCAGGUGGCAGCGGGAGCGAGUCGGACCACACCACCCGGAGCAGCAUGAGGUGUGAGCGUGCGGCCAGUGAGCGCUCGGUGCCUGCCAGCCAGCACAGCCAGCGCAGCCAGCACUCCCUGGCUCACAGUAUCCGCAGCCACCACCGCCAGCAGAAAAAAAAUCUCGAGCGAGGGGCCCCCCGGGGCCCCGGCCGGGCCGUGCCCUGGCCUCUGUGCCCCCAGAACUGA